Molecule: messenger RNA, 1434 nt
Organism: Mycotypha africana
Lineage: Eukaryota; Fungi; Mucoromycota; Mucoromycetes; Mucorales; Mycotyphaceae
Exons: 1
Coding region: 180-1379 (399 amino acids)
Source: RefSeq, a predicted model, not a curated record
AAACUAGCGGAGAUGAGGUUUAAAGCAGCCAAAAAAGAAAAAAAAAAAGCUGAAUUGGUGCAUGUGUCUUUUUUGAUGCGUUUCUCAAACUUUUUUUCUCUCUUGUACUUACAUUUCUCGUUAUAACAGCACCAUAUACUUGAUACCUUGAUGUAUAUUCUUAAAAAUUAGUAUAUAGUAUGUCAGCAUCUGUAUUUAUACCAUUUUCAACUUCAAAUAUCUCAAAUAAUGCAACAUCUGAGGAUAGUAUCAAGAGCUUUAUUAGGCCGCCACUGCCUACGCUCAUAUCAGAAAAUUACCCUCCUGCACCUUCCAUUAUACCUUCAACCUUCACCUCCAUAAAUUCAGCUACAAUGGGAAUAAAUGACACUCCUUCAAUGCAUGUAUCAGUAGAAAAUAUAAAAGAUGGCAACGAUGGUACUAUUUACAUUAUACGAAACAACUCAACAAGUGAUGUUUUAUACCAUUUCAAAAGACCGCCGCUGAUAGAUACGAAGGAAGCGAGCAAAAAUAAUAAUAUACAGGAUGAAUUUGACAUACUCCUGGAUAAAGAUAAGCGACCACUGUGGAAAUUCAAAGGGCAAAAUUUGCAUGGCAUCAUAUUGGCAUCAUCAACCAUUGAUUCACACAAUAAUGAACUAAUACAAUUAACGACUACACCGCCUUACUUCAAGUUUACAAUACAAGAUAGUGUAUAUUUCUGGCAAAUACAGCAACAAAAUGGUUCUUCGGUAGCCUAUACCUUGAAGUGUUUUGAAAGUACAAAUGCCAAAUUCAUGUUAGCCGAGCUUAAUUCCAACAAUACCAAUAUCAUUUCUCUAUAUACCGAAAACUUUUGUAAAAUCACCAACCCAUUUACCUUAACAGCUACAACGUCCGAACUUUCAUCAUUAAUCAUUUUAUCAUGUAUUUUAUUACGGAAUCAUAUCCAACACUUACUAUUGUCAUUAGGAAGCGAUACAGAAGCACUUCAAUUUAUAUUGAAUCCAUAUCAUCACCAACAGUACAUGUUAGACGCAGAGGGAGAAGCAGAAGACGGAGACGAUAACGACGACGAUGACUAUUAUAUUGAUGACUAUACUAAAUAUUAUCCAGGACAUCAAAGCUUGGUACUUGAAGCAAGCCAAGUCAGGCAGAAAAAUAAUCUAAACAAUAGCAAUACAAGUCACCGUGUUUCAACCACGGAUAAUUCAUUCAAGAGCCUUGAAUUAGAUCCUGGGUGCUGGCAUUGUUGGUGGGGCUACAAAUUUUGGUGGUCUUGGUUUCCUUAUUGCAUGCCCGGAGGCUAUUGUGAUCGAUAUUUCAUAAAAUUAAGAGGCCACCGAUCUUCAUCUCGGAUUAUCAAUAAAACGCAAGGUUAUAAGCAACAGUAUUAUUAAGACUAUAUUAGAUUCAUAUAUGUAACAUAGCAUUGUAAUAAAGAAGGAUUCCUCG